Molecule: messenger RNA, 1245 nt
Organism: Pelobates fuscus (common spadefoot toad)
Lineage: Eukaryota; Metazoa; Chordata; Amphibia; Anura; Pelobatidae
Exons: 9
Coding region: 1-1005 (334 amino acids)
Source: RefSeq, a predicted model, not a curated record
AUGGCAGAAAGAUUUGCAAGCGAGAAGAAUCAGAUGUUUCCAGCUCUUUCGAGAGAAACAACACAUUGCAAGGCAUCUAACAUCAGAGCCAGGCCAACACAAAGAAAUACGUCUUCGGGGAUCAAACUCCCACCAUGUCCUAAUAAUCGGAUCCCAAUGCUUACCACAAAACCCUCGGAAAAGGUGGAUUUCAUUAGAGCACCCCCAGCAGAACAAUUUGUGAACGUUCCUUCUGGAGUGAAAUUCCCAGUGAGUCCUAAACAACCUGUCCAGUUCUGUACCACCAAGCUCUCGGAAAAGCUUUAUAAGCCAAGUCCAUCAUUUGACCUUGAGGAUCCAUAUUGUCGUUUGAUGAGGACAACCUACAAUAACCUGCAUGACCCACACUUAAAAGAAUAUUACCAAAGUAAAAUACCUCGACAACGGAUACGUCAGCAGGGAUUUAUUACCAGCGAUGAUAAGGCAUCUAACAUCAGAGCCAGGCCAACACAAAGAAAUACGUAUUCGGGGAUCAAACUCCCACCAUGUCCUAAUAAUCGGAUCCCAAUGCUUACCACAAAACCCUCGGAAAAGGUGGAUUUCAUUAGAGCACCCCCAGCAGAACAAUUUGUGAACGUUCCUUCUGGAGUGAAAUUCCCAGUGAGUCCUAAACAACCUGUCCAGUUCUGUACCACCAAGCUCUCGGAAAAGCUUUAUAAGCCAAGUCCAUCAUUUGACCUUGAGGAUCCAUAUUGUCGUUUGAUGAGGACAACCUACAAUAACCUGCAUGACCCACACUUAAAAGAAUAUUACCAAAGUAAAAUACCUCGACAACGGAUACGUCAGCAGGGAUUUAUUACCAGCGAUGAUAAGGUUGUUUGCUCUUUAAAAGACUAUAAUGAGUACAGGGAGUACCUCACAAGCAUACAUAGAAAGAAAAUGAAAAAUAAGUUAGAGAAACAAGAUAGAGAAAAUUCGUCUUCGACCAAUGAUAAUCCCAAGUUAGUUAGAAAACAUACUUCUUAAUAAAAGUUCAUUAUUACUUGACGAUUUUGCCACAUGUGAUUUCCUGCAAAACAGUUCGAACAUAUGAAAAAAUGUCAUCAUACGAACAUGUGGGUUAAAAUAUGAAAUUUUAUUUAAAGAAACACUCUAGCACUAUAACAAUUUUGUCUAAUUUAAUUGGUUGUAGCGUCUGCAAUCCACGGCACCUAUUCCAUGGUUAAUGUUAAAUCACGAAUAGUUUAACACCUAAUGAGGGGCCUA